AUGAUGAAAUAUCAGAAGGCUUGUAUAGCUACUAUUGAUUUAUGGGAUCGAUUAGAUUUUCAUUUGGGACCCCAUGUUAAAUCUCCAUUAGAAUUACGUUAUGCUAGUUCAAAAAGUUCAAUUAUUGAACGAGCACUACGCCAAGCUGUGAUUGAUUUACUUGAUGAUAUAACAGUAGAACUUCAAGAAUACAUAGAAAAUGAAACAGCUGUCAUUAGUACUCAACAUCGUAUAUUUCAUUCACAAAUCGAUGAUGAGAUCGAUUCAUUAGCACCAACUGUCUUUUCUCAAUUACGUGAAGAUAUUGAUAUAUCAAAUAAACAAUUUCGUCAAUGA
Messenger RNA from Rotaria socialis, 336 nucleotides. Lineage: Eukaryota; Metazoa; Rotifera; Eurotatoria; Philodinida; Philodinidae. The record is from the annotation of a GenBank genome assembly.